UUAAACGCAAUACAUUUAGUGUGGACACUCGCCAUCGCUGUUGGUAGUUGCUUAGCAACGGCGGUGGUGCCGCAGCGCUGCAGGCCAACCUCGUUAUUUGUCUUUACUUGUCAUUAUAUUUAGCAGUCGUGAAGUAUGUCGUCCUACAGGGACCCAGAUUACCAUUUACUGUGCGAGGAAAUGCAACACAAAAUCGAACUUUUGGAGCGCGACAGAACAGCGGAGUACGAGAGCUCGCAGGCAGCGAUGAAGAAGAACCGAGACCUGAUCCGCCAGCUGAGAGAGGACAACAGGACCCUCCACAGGAGACUGGCUGAUGUUGUUGCUGACAAGGAAAGCAACAGCGAAGCGCAGCAACGCAAAGCAAUGGAAAAAACAAAAUGUCUCAACGCCAUGAAACAUACAACCUUGACUUACCAGAGGCAGCUUGAGGAGCUGAAGAAUCAGUAUCAAAGAAUGAAGCCCAAAGACACCGGCGGUUUGCUGGAUGACGCCAUGAAACUACGAGAUUUGGAGAACAGACUGAAAAAGACUCAGUUGAAAGUCUCUGAGGUGGAGGACUUGAAUACGUACUACAUGAAAGUCAAAAGGCAUCUGGAGGAGGAGAGUGUGUGUUUCCAGAGCCAGCUGGACAACCUGGAAGCAGAGAUACUGAAGGACAGACAGGAACUUAGCAACCUGGAGGUCAUGAACCAAAAAGCCCAGCUUGCUAAAGAAUCAGUGAAGACUGAGCUGCAACAGCAGGAAGAACGUCUCUCCAAGGAACGGCAGGAGAGAGAAAAAUUUAUAGCCGGCUACAACAGGAAGAUGGAGGAGCGGAAGGCGCAGGCCUUCAGAGUGGAGAAAAGGGUUCCAAAAACAAACCUCCCGGGUGAGGAGGUGAGCAGUCAGGUGCGCUGCAGGAUCAACAGUGAUGAAGAAAGAAAGUCCUCCAUGCUGGAAACCUUCCAACAGAUCAAGGAGGCGACCGGAGUCAAAGAUGUCCAGGAACUGCUGGAGCGUUUCGUCACACAGAAGGACACUCAGGAUCAUCUGGAGACAAUGAAAGAAGAAAAUGUGAGAGUCCUGCUUCAGCUGAAGGAGCAGAGGGACCAACUCAGUCAACAGUUUGAAGAUAUAAAAUAUUCUGGGGAGGCACACUUCUCAAGAGACCAGCAGCUGCUGGAGGAGUGUGAGCAUAAACUGCUGGCUCAGCUUCAGAAGAGUCACGCUGUUAAGGAGCAGCUGGACAAGCUGGUCAGGACACAUGGCACCAUCCGCGCUGGAGUGAAGCACGUCGCAGACAAACUGCAGCAUAUUUCGCUGAGUGGUGACUCCUUGCCUGAGGGGUCGGAGGGCUCUGAGGAGUCGGUGUUGGAGCUGAUGGUCCAGUGUGAGAGGAAGCUGAAGGCCCUGCAGGACGAGCUUCAGGGAGAAGACCAGGCCGCCAUUUUGAAAGAGAUAGAGGAGCAAGAGUUUUUCAUCAAAGUUGAGGAGGAGCUGCCGGAUUACAACACGCGGGUCAAGCUGCCGGACGAUGACACAGAGGAGCUUCGCCGAGGUGAGGACGAGAGCGAGGAAGAGGACGCUAACAUCGUCACACGGGAGGCCUUGAAGAAUCAGUCCCAGCAGAUUAUUGAGUCCAGGUCCAAGAAGAAGCACUGGGCCAAGAAGGGCAAGUUCUGAAAGGCACGUCGCAGCAUGAUGGAUAUGUUUUUGUGAUGUAAAUUUCAGGUAAUUUUAUACAGUUAGUCAGUCGUUCAAGACUCUGAAACACCAUAACCUCCAGGUUUCACCGGUUCUUGUGAGAAUAUUUGCCUCUAUCUUUGUAUACAGGGAAUUCUUUACCAAGAUUUUGGUUUACUAACACAUAAAAUAGCCUUGAACUGAAGUUUGUUAAAGAAAAACUCAUGAUGUUGGGGAAUUAAAGGCAGAAGGAGCGGCCUGCUGACUGCAAUGGAACAAUGUUGGAGAAACAUGGAUGGCGGAAUGAAAGGAGGAGGGUUGGUGGAUGCACAGUUAAAUAAAAUGUAAGGAGAGAGAGCUGAAGUUUAAACAUGGAUGAAGCACCAAAUGAUAAACAAAGUAAUAAAAAAGGGGACAUUAGUAGGAAGGAAAGUGGAGGAUGAAAGGGAAAGACGAGAAAAGGCAAGAAAAGGGUGAAAGGCAACUGGACUGAGGGAAAAACAAAGAAGAAAACAGUAAAGAAGUGAAAGAAAUGAUGAUAAAUCAAUACUAAAGUAGAAGGGACAAAAGGAUGAAGAAAGAGUGUAAGAAGAAUGUAGAUGCCAUGGUGAUUAAAAGGAGACAUGGACAAGGAAGGAGAAAAUGGAAAUUGAAAUAUGGAAAAUACAGAAAGAAUAAAGGAACUACAUUAAAAUGAAAUACAAGAUGGUUGGAAUAAAGAAAGAAAAAGAUGAAAGUGAUAAACAAUGGAAGACAAAGGAAUGGUGUAAGAAAGACAUUAGGGGAAUGAGGAAAAAUGGAAUCAAUAAAUUAUAAUAAAAAUCGGAAUUAAAAUCUAUUCGAACGAGAGAUAGUGGAAGGAAAACCGUUGCGGUAGAAAUGAAGGAAUAAAGGGAUGAAGAAAAGGAGAUAAAAGACAAGCAAAAAAGGAAAAUGAUGAAGAGGUAAAGAAGAAAAGAGAAAAAAGAAAAACCCAAAUAUGAGCAAUGAAUGAAGUACUGAUGAAAAUAAAGACAAUAAAACAGA
Synchiropus splendidus (mandarinfish) is the source of this 2691-nucleotide messenger RNA. Its product is annotated as outer dynein arm-docking complex subunit 3-like. The record is from RefSeq and is a predicted model, not a curated record. NCBI's taxonomy places the organism in Eukaryota, Metazoa, Chordata, Actinopteri, Syngnathiformes, Callionymidae. The coding region runs from base 136 to 1665 and encodes 509 amino acids. Gene Ontology annotation, biological process: outer dynein arm assembly; cilium movement. The transcript is spliced from 12 exons. Gene Ontology annotation, cellular component: cilium.